Molecule: messenger RNA, 756 nt
Organism: Anisakis simplex (herring worm)
Lineage: Eukaryota; Metazoa; Nematoda; Chromadorea; Rhabditida; Anisakidae
Source: the annotation of a GenBank genome assembly
AUGAGUGAAAAACGAAUAAAUUUUAACGAAGCACUUCGAUUAUACGUUCGUUGGCAUCGUCUUAAGUCACUAGCAAUGGCAUGGCGUUCCCAUGGAGACUCCAACGCUUCGUUGGUUGGGAAUCUUGAAAAGAAUCAACUGUUCCGUGAUCCAAGAGUAAAAGAAGCCAUGUUAAGUGUUGAUAGAGGUGAUUUUUGUCCAAAAAAUGCCUAUUUCGAUCAUCCGGAACCGAUUGGCUACAAUGCCACCAUCAGCGCUCCUCAUAUGCAUGCAUCAGCACUGGAAAGACUAAAGGAUCACCUGAAAGAAGGUGACAACGCUUUGGAUGUUGGCUCAGGCUCGGGCUACUUAACUGUGUGUAUGGCGCAGAUGAUCGGUGAAACUGGUAAAGUAGUCGGUAUAGAUCAUAUAAAAGAGUUGGUUGACCUAUCCAAACGUAACAUCGAAAAGCACCACUCUGAUCUGCUAACAUCCGGUCGUGUCAUUAUGGUUGAAGGUGACGGUCGUGAGGGGUAUGCACCCUGUGCACCCUAUAAAGCUAUACACGUCGGUGCAGCUGCACCUGAAUUACCACCAAAGUUGCUUGAGCAGUUGGCUCCAGGUGGCCGUAUGCUAAUUCCAGUAGGUGCAGCACACAGCGACCAACGAUUCGUACAGGUUGAUAAAGAUGAAAAUGGCGAAGUGAAUAUUCGUGAUUUAAUGGGUGUUAUUUAUGUUCCUUUAACAAGUAAAGAAAAUCAAAUCGGUUGCUUUUAG